This is a messenger RNA of Plasmodium falciparum 3D7, 1008 nucleotides long. RefSeq lists its product as uncharacterized. NCBI's taxonomy places the organism in Eukaryota, Apicomplexa, Aconoidasida, Haemosporida, Plasmodiidae. The record is from RefSeq and is a predicted model, not a curated record.
AUGAGCUUAUUUACAAAAUUUAAUUCUCAAGACUAUAAAAAUGGAAUUACAAAAAAUUUAUCAAAUACAGAGCAAAAUAAUAUAAUUAAUAUAAAUAAUGGAUAUAAGAAAAAGACAUCAUGGAACUGUUUAGGUUCUUUUAGAAAUAUAUGUUUAACAUUAUGUGUUAUAACAGCAUUAUAUAUACAAUUCAAAAAUAAAUAUGGGGAGAAUAGUUCAUGUGUUGUACAGUUGGAUAAGAUAAGUUCAAGAAAUUUAUCUGAUGUACAAGUAGAAAAUUUUCCUUCUUUAAAUCAUGGUGAUAAAACUUAUAAAAAAAAUGAUGAAAAAGACGAAUCGAAUAAUGAGAAUUCAAAUAUAAAUAAACAAGCAGAUGAAGAUAAUGAAGAGGUUUCACAAAACAAUAAUAAUAGUAAUAAUAAUAGUAAGAAUAAUAACAGUAAUAAUAAUGUAAAUAAUAAUAUAAGUAAUGUUAGUAAUGAUUCAGGAAAUGUCGUAGGUAAAAAGAUUAAGAAGAAAACAUAUUUAAAUUAUAAUGAUAUGACAAAACAAUUAACAAAGGAAGAAUUAUUUUAUGUUCUUGAUUCUUUAAAAAAGGUACCAGGAAGAAGAAACCUUAAUAAUAUAUGGAAACAUGCUCUUGGUGUAAUAAGCGAUAUAUUAGAUGAAAAAUUAAUUGAUCUAAAUGUAUAUAUACAGAAAUAUAAAAAGAAAUAUGAAAGUAAACGUGAUGAACAAUCUUAUCGUAUUAGUAAAAGUGGUUUAAUGGAAAAAUAUUUAGAUGAAUUUGAUGAAAGAAUAAUGGAACAAAGAAUGACAUAUAGUAGUAAUUUUAAACAUUUAAUACAUAAAAGUCCUUCAUUAGAUGAUAUAAAAAAUUUCAUUCAUACAUUUAUAGAUGAUUUAGAAAAGUUAAUAAAUUAUAUGUAUGGUAGUUAUAAACAUAUAUUUCAAUUAGUAAAUGAAGAACCAUCUAAAGCAAGUUUUAAUGAUUUUAUAUUUAAAUGA